AAGGGGAAAGGGAAGCGCCGUUGCCGCCAUUUCAUGUGAAAGCAGCGCGGUAGUAACUGCGUGCAGGCCCAAACAAUUACGAAGAACGCGUGUAGAAAUUGAAUUUAAAUACGCUGACGGGAGAUUUUUGAAGCGAACGUGACCGUUUCGACAUAGUGUAGGAGGAAGCAGUUCGCGUUUCAACUGGCUGGUGCUGUUGCUAGGGAGGAGGAGGAGAAGAAGAUGAGUUACGGAAGGCCGCCGCCCGACGUCGAGGGGAUGACCUCCCUCAAAGUGGACAACCUGACCUACCGAACGUCGCCGGAGACCUUGCGCCGGGUGUUCGAGAAGUACGGCCGCGUGGGAGACGUGUACAUCCCGCGGGACCGGUACACGAAGGAGAGCCGCGGCUUCGCCUUUGUGCGGUUCCUCGACAAGCGCGACGCCGAGGACGCCAUGGACGCCAUGGACGGCGCGCUGCUCGACGGCCGCGAGCUUCGGGUGCAGAUGGCCCGCUACGGACGACCACCAGACUCCAUGUACAGCCGGAGAGGCGCCGCGCCACGCAGAUACGGAGGCCGCUCAGACAGCCCCCGUCGCCGCAGACGAAGCCGCAGCCGCUCAAAGAGCAGGAGCCGGUCCCGGUCCAGGAGCCGCCACCACUACAGCCGCUCCAGGUCCCGCUCGUACUCCAGGUCAAGGUCGAAGUCCAAGUCCAAGUCGAGGACCCCCAGGCGGAGCAAGUCCAAGUCCCCCUCCAGGUCUCGCUCCCGCUCAAGGUCAAAGUCGAGGAGUAAAACUCCGCCUUCCAACAGGGGAUCCAAGUCCAGGUCCAGGUCCAAGAGUAGGCCUAAGUCACCAGAGGACACCGGAGCUGAGCCGUAACCCACACGUGGACGCAGAAUGACGGUAUUCAGGGGGAAAGGGUGGAUUUAUUAUUCUUACCUGUUAUUACCCGGAUUACUUCAAGUAAGAUUAGAUUACUUGUGGUAAUCACCGUGGUAUUCUGCAGCCUUGAUGCUACAUUACAGACAUGUGCACAAAAGCACCAAAGUCUGCAGAAUCCUUAAUGUUGUUGUUUGGUUUUUUUGAAAUUACAAAUAGACUGGGGCUGAUGUAGACGAUGCUAGUUUGCUGUGUGUGUGUGCUUUACCUUGAAUGUUCCGUCAAGCUAAAACACACACAGGGAGAUUUGGCUUAAUGUGAUUACCACCUAUAGCACGCAUUUCAAAUUGGGAUACUGAGUGUGUAUGGGAGGGGUUGGGACGUGGGGUGCUAAACUCAAAACGUUCACCUAAAUGUGGAAUUCUUUCCUCCAAGCUGCGGAGUCCUGUUUGCAAAGAGAGGAGGAGGAGGAGAUGGGGGUGUGGCAGUGUGAGAGCAGUUAGUGUGUGACCCGCCCAUGUGACCUGCCUUGUUGCUGAGAGCGAUGGCAGUUGCAAAGGAGCAGGUCACCCAGGCAACGGUGGUUGCUAUGGAGCAGGUCGUCAUGGCGGUGGUUCGGGCUGUCAGUUGGUGUAUGAGGUGGUGUGGUGAGGUACGUUCACGGGGAUCACAGGCCAGAUGCACUGAGCACUGUUCCCGCUCGUGCCUGUGGUUUCCACCGCUUCUCACAAAGGGAACGGACCCCCGAGGUUUGUUUUUCAAAUAUGCCCAAGUGUCGGAGACUUGUUAGAAUUAAUUUUUGGGGAGUGUGGGGCCAAGAAAGGUGUUAAAAAAAAAAAGACUACUAGAAAUGUAAGCUAUAUUAAAAAAUGGAUGCACCAAAAAAGAAAUCUGUUAGAUAAAUGUUAGUUUCUCAGGGGAAAAGAUGAGACUGUAUAAAUAUCCAGGGCAGCUGCAGAGGUUGAAAUGUUCUUUUGUUUUUUUCUCUUGUCAACUGUCUUGUUUCUUUCCUUCCAGAUCUCUGAUGACGGAGUCUUUGCGGGGGACAUCAGGAAGUCUCACAUUGAGCAAGUGGACUCCCACUAUUACCACUGAAUGCAGACUGAAAGGUUAAUUGGAGCUUGGUCUAAAAUGUAUUAAAUGUUUAAUUUGACUCAAACAAAUGAUGUAACUUUGAUGUCAUCACCUGUUAAGUUGAGCAUAUUGAAAGGGAUUUGUAAGAUGUUUUCCCCAGGUUCAAAUUGUGUUUUGUUUUUUGUUUUUUAAUUUGAUUGAAUUUGUACUUGUUAAUAAAUUCUUUUCAUUAUAAGUAUAUUUCUUUUAUUGAAACCCCAUGUUUAAAACUCUUUCCAGGUGGACUUGAUGUAGAAAAGGGUCAUGUUGGAUGAUACCGUCAUGUUAUAUCACUUGUUGGUUAAAAAAAAAAUUCUGUACAGUAACAGAUGCAAAACUAAAAAAAAAAAUCACAGUGCCACUUAUUCUGUGACUUGCUAAUCCGGCAGCAUUGUGUUUUUCUUUUCUGUCAAAUCUCUUCUGUCUGGUUUAAAUUUUUUCCUAUGACUCUAACCCUCUUUCUUGUGUAUCUUUUGUGCACUAGGCGCAGUUGUGUAGCAGUUGAGUAAUGCUGGUUAGCUGUUAAGAUGCGGUGCAGUGCGGUGGUGACAUGGUGUGGCGUGUUGCGGUGCUGAGUGCCCGGCGCUGUUCCGGCGCUCGACCCUCCGCUGCUGUUUGCCGGUUUGUAAGCUCACAGGUGUGGCAGAUCAUCCAUCCUCUUCUUGUCUUGUGACCUCUCCUUCCCUCCCAUGUACUGUACAGAUUCUCUUCUUCCUUUUUCUCUUUCCUCCCUCCGUUCCUCCUUCCCCCACUCUGUGGUUGAUCCACUGUUGAAAACUGGCCAUGCUCGCUUUUUGAAAUAGAGUCCAGUGUGGCUCCUAGUGAAGGGUUAAAAAAGCAGUUCCGACUGCUUAAUAAAUAAUUUGUUUGUCUGUAUAUCAUUCUUCAGUGAACCUUUCAAAAUUCUUGUUAUUGCUUCAGGUGAAUGCUAAUAAACAUUUUUGUUGUAAA
Molecule: messenger RNA, 2928 nt
Organism: Scophthalmus maximus (turbot)
Lineage: Eukaryota; Metazoa; Chordata; Actinopteri; Pleuronectiformes; Scophthalmidae
Gene: srsf2a
Product: serine and arginine rich splicing factor 2a
Exons: 2
Coding region: 223-864 (213 amino acids)
Molecular function (GO): RNA binding
Source: RefSeq, a predicted model, not a curated record